AGUAGAUUUCGUGGCGUUUACUAAACAUUGCAAGGAACUGUUUUCAAUAGCUGAACACAGGGGGAAACAGAUUAGCACAAAAUAAAAGGUAAUCCUAAUUUUAAUAACAAAUCAAUACAAUGUAUGGGUGUAAACUAAAUUGUAAUCUGUGUUUUUUUUUGUUUUUUUUUUAACGAAUCUGCUGAUGGCGUAGCCCAGACUGUACUGCAGCAGGAAGGGGCUGUCGAGGGCUUUGGGUUUCAGGUGCGAGCAGGUGAAGCAAUUGAACUGUAUGGGGAAGAUCUGCGAAUAGCAACUACAGAAUAUUGUUUUUGGGGAUACGUGUAAUAAACUUCGUAUCCCUCUAAAACCAGGAGUUAUGCUGUUAUAUUCAUUAACUAAACCGAAUCCGAGAUUUGAUUGCGAAAGUUUACACCGCUUCGUGUACCUCAGUUUACUGUAGUGCAUGCAAUAAUAUUUAGUUUUUUUAAGAAUAAUAUUGUCAGAAUUGUAGAACUUUUGUCAGACAGUAAGGAGUCAGGAUUUGAAACAAAGAUGUAAAGCUGUUUUGUGUUUUUUUGUUGUUGUUGUUUUGUUUGUUUGUUUGUUUGUUUUUUUUGGGGGGGGGGGGGUUGCAUUAGAAACAAACAGCUAAAGCAGAAAAAUCACAUGGAAUAAUCAUAAUAAUCAUUUAAUAACCGUGAAUGUGAUUGCACAAGCUACAGCAGCUUUGUAAACCUUUUAUAAUCGUAUGUAAGGAUAUACCUGAAUUUAAAAAUCCAAGCAUCUCCGUAAUGUGUGACAAAUAUUAACUUUCUUAUACCGGGAGCUGAAAUGACAAACUACUCGAGCACCAUUCAUUGGACCGCCCUGCAUUAAGUAGCAAAACUAUGUAGAAAAAACAAUAUAAAGAUGAAGAGACACAGACGAGUCUUAUUUUGGCUGUUAAAUUUUACCGAGCGUUUUGAAAACCAUAGUGGACUUAGCUCAGAGGGUAAAAACACUGAUCCCGCAACAAGGGAAACGCCUCUGAACUGACUGAAACUUCAAAUCAUAAAACGUACAUAAACAGAGCCAUGGGACUGGCACCGAGCGAGCCGUGCAUCUAUGAGAAGCUGUCUGAAAGUGUCGAUAUCCUGAGGCGAUCCGGGUAUCGAUAUGGAAUGUCGGAGAGGGAGAUCGAGAAGUUCAUAAAGCAGAUGCUGGAAACCAGUGAGCCCAGGCGAGAGCCGCCCCAGUUCCCCAUCCUGCUGGCAGCGUGCAAGCUUGUAAUUGCUCUGGGGUUCCUCUUGGUGGCAGUGCUGGCAUUCACCUACCCUCUUAGCUCUCCACAGUACAGGUUCCUUGUGGGUCGUGCUCACAACUGGUCCUCUCCCAUCAGCCACGUGCGCCUCCUGUCUCUGCCCAUUGCCAAGAAGUACAACCUCCAAGGGUUCCACGAGUGGUGGAGAUCCCAUAAGAAGGGGCGCUCUGGAGCUGCAGUGAACUGCUCUGAAUGUGCCUCGGUAGCAGCUGUGCUGGAGGUGUGGCAGGGUCAGGGCUUCCCAGACUGCAUCCUUCAGGGCGUGCAGCCCGUAAUGAUCGAGGGUGGCCAGUCCUUAUCCCUGUCCUAUGGAGACCUGAAGCAGCUCUACUCCAGGCAGCAGGAGUUCAUGGACCUUUUCAUCCGGGAGCAGGAAAACCUGAUCGUCCUGGCGCAGGAAUUCCCAAAGGAGCCGUCCAACUUCAUACUGCUGUGGAAGCCUCAGCUGGUGAGCCAUCAGGAGGUGCUGCAGGGGCUGUUCCCCAGUGCGGAGCUGCAAAGAGUCCUGGUCAGGGAGGGGGUCUCUCUGAAGCGCUGCCUGGUGACAGACAGCCAGGGGCUGCAGAGCAGGGCCCUGCAGGUGUACAGAUGGCUGGUGGUGGGGAGCGGGCAGCCUUCGCUGAGAAUCCUCCCUCUCACGGAGUGCCGAGGGCAGUGCAGCUCCUUCAGCUUGUGGCUGGAACCAGGGGACAUGGUCUAUGCCGAUUCCAAGUUCUGGCAGAUGGACCUGUUUCCAGGCAGGGGACAGAGCAUUGUUUGUGACGGCUUUGCUUUCUAACCAGCCCCUGUGGAAAGAUGAGCGGACGCCAGCCAGCUCUUGCAGCGAAACCACAACGUCUGUCUGUCUGACUUGUCUGCUGAUUAAGGACUUUACCAGGAAGCCCCUAAACCAGGCCCAGAAUUGUGAUUGGAUCCCUCCUGCACUAAAUGGUGUCUACACAGCCAGCUGCCUGACUUCACCAGCGCUGGUCAAAAUGCAAGGAACAUCUUGUAAACAACAGACUUGACCAGCGGAGCUCUCUCCAAAUCUGUGUGGCAGUCUGUCAGUGAGAACCGCAGUGAGCUUGUUUUGUGGAAGCUGACCACUGCUGUGUUUUGUGCUGUGUUUCUGAAAAAAAAACAAAAAAAAAACUGUAUUUAAAUGUACGUCUGUUUUGAAUUAGCAGCGGACAGUUUAAGGAAUGGCUGUCUCAAGGGCCCUGUCGAAUCGCUACAAUAGCAACGAGGCUGGACCUGGCAUGCUGAACCCAUACUUAUUGGAAAGGUCCUGUGUUUGUAUUCCUGAGUCAGUUCUGUGCAGUAACUGAUCUGCUUAGCAGACUGUGCAUUACAUCAGGGUUGGGUCAGUUUGCAGAAGUCUGUCUUCGUGCAGAGAGUAUAUAGAAUAAAAAAAACACUACAACCGGUUUCACACAAGCCUGCUUUGUUUUGUCCUGCUGUAUUUUUCAUUCUGAAUAUUCUUGUUUUUGAUUAUUUUUGGGCUCUAGUGUGUCUCCGAUACUUUUCAGGUCAGUACGCACGCGAGUGAAAGGUUUACCCCUGUGGUUUGCACAUCACCCAGAUGCUCCCAUCACUCGAAUCUCUCUGAAGGGUAAAGCCUGUGCAGUUUGAAGGGCAGGUCUGUCUGCCCUGCGGAAUGUUCCACGCCUCAGCUGUGUCGCUCAUGACAUCGUCGCACCUGUCCCAGUGAGCUCAGCCCCUCUACCCCCGGGGCACCAGUUUCCUCUGGGGGUCCCGGCUGCUUCUCGCUGGCUUCCACAUCGCAUGGAACGCAUUAUCUUGUUUUCCUGCAAAAAUCAGAAUCUCUGGGUUUUAUUGCAUAACAGUGACUAAGCCUCAUGUCUUAAGCGAUAUUCAAGUAUGUGGAGCAUGGUCUUCACCAUUCCACCUUGCUUAACUGUGUGUGCAUGUCAUUACUAUACACUUCCAGCACUGCAGAUGCCAUUCACGGGCAUUUCCUUUUCCAGCUAAAUCACUUCUCCCUGCAUUCUCCG
This is a messenger RNA of Polyodon spathula (Mississippi paddlefish), 3276 nucleotides long. It is a transcript of the gene c39h6orf89, whose product is annotated as chromosome 39 C6orf89 homolog. Lineage: Eukaryota; Metazoa; Chordata; Actinopteri; Acipenseriformes; Polyodontidae. The transcript is spliced from 7 exons. Bases 1056 to 2060 code for a protein of 334 amino acids. Gene Ontology annotation, cellular component: Golgi membrane; nucleolus. The record is from RefSeq and is a predicted model, not a curated record.